Messenger RNA from Spea bombifrons (plains spadefoot toad), 1074 nucleotides. RefSeq names its product olfactory receptor 6F1-like. Gene Ontology annotation, molecular function: olfactory receptor activity; G protein-coupled receptor activity. The transcript is spliced from 2 exons. Gene Ontology annotation, biological process: G protein-coupled receptor signaling pathway. NCBI's taxonomy places the organism in Eukaryota, Metazoa, Chordata, Amphibia, Anura, Pelobatidae. The record is from RefSeq and is a predicted model, not a curated record. Gene Ontology annotation, cellular component: membrane. Bases 1 to 1074 code for a protein of 357 amino acids.
AUGUCAGAUCUGGAAAAAGGGAUACUUCUGGUGCAGGUGGAAGAUCAAAUACACAACAGUGGAUACCACCUAACGUUUACAAGGGUCAAAGACGGAAUUUUGACAAGAAUGAAAGCCAUUAAUGAAACAUCUAGUACAGGAUUCAUUCUUAUUGGCUUUUCGGUUUCAAAUGAAACAAGUCUUUGCCUCUUUGUGCUGAUAACCGUUGUUUAUGCCGUGACAAUCACUUCCAACAUUGUUAUUAUUGCCAUCGUGAAAACCGAACAACGUCUUCACAAACCUAUGUACUUUUUUAUCGGCGGACUUGCAUUCCUGGAGAUCUGGUAUCCUUCAGCUACGGUUCCAAGACUGUUGUGGGCUCUGCUCACAAAAGAAAAAUCCAUUUCACAUGGCGCUUGCAUGGCCCAGUUUUACUUCCAUUUUGCAUGCGGUGCAACGGAAAACUUCCUUCUGGCUGUUAUGGCCUAUGACCGAUACGUGGCCAUUUGCCAUCCGUUACGAUAUGUUCUCAUCUUGAGUCCUAGGAUUUGUAUGAAUUUAUUAGUGGGGUCUUGGUUGUUUGGCUUCAUUGUGAUUAUUAUCCCAUGUUUACAGAUCUCGAACCUUUUGUACUGCGGUCAUAACGAGAUUGAUCACUAUUACUGUGACUUUGCCCCCUUACUAAAGUUAUCAUGUUCUGAGAUAUCUGCCACAGAAAAUGCCUUUUUUGGAAUAGCUUGUUUUGUCAUUUUUGGCUGCUUCUUACCAAUUAUAUUAUCGUAUAUAUUUAUUAUCCGGACUAUAUUAACAUUUCCGGCUUCUGGGAGACGGAGGGCAUUUUCUACCUGUGCGUCACAUUUAAUUGUUGUUUUUAUUUUUUAUAGCACUAUUAUCUUCAUGUUUAUAAGACCCACAACUGGGGAUUUUUUACAUGUGAACAAGGUCAUUUCUAUAUUUCCAUCCAUAGUGACACCUCUCCUAAACCCUAUCAUUUACACCCUAAGGAACCAAGAAGUGAAAUCUGUUGUGAAAAAGACAAUUCAAGGAAUAACUUUUUGGAAAUCAGAAGAAGGAAAUGUAUGCUCCAAAUUUUAA